AUGGCCUCCCCCACAUCGCCAGCAAUAUGGCUACCGUCUCUUAAAGUACGCCAGCUUCAACGUCUUGCCUCCCUAACGGGGAUAUUGUCUUCAGGCGCCAAAUCGAUCCUGAUUGAACGGUUGUAUCAAAACCUCCAUGUUAGCAUACAACAACCAGUACACAAUGUGAACCAAGAGGAAUGUUCAAUAGAUGACAAAAAGACGGCAAGCAUUCUAAGUAUCGACAUGGGCAUUCGAAAUUUUGGCCUUCGCCCAUUUAGUCGUUCCCGCGGGACACGCUGGCCGUACCAACUGUCCCUUCCUUUGUGUCAAAAUUCUGACCGGGCUUUGAAUUUUAAUCUGGACGAUGAGAUGAGACCUAAGAAAAAAAUUACCAAGGAUCGAAAAUCCUUGCCACUUAAUGGACCUGAUGCAUCGUCAGGGUGUGAUUCGACGCACGUCCCAGGAAAUGGAGACGGAAACAAGGUGAAGCAAAAGGAAUCAUUUGCUCCCAAGGUCUAUGCCGCACAUGCAUACACGCUCAUGUCAUCACUUCUGGCCACAUAUAAACCAACACAUGUCCUCAUUGAAAGGCAACGAUUUCGGUCUGGUGGAGGCAGCGCCGUUCCAGAAUGGACCAUUCGUGUUGGAGUCUUUGAAGGAAUGCUUUAUGCCGUGCUUCGCGCCAUGCAGCAAGAACGGAAAGGGGAAAUAGCCAAUAUCGUCGUUCAAGGGGUAGAACCACAGAGGGUAUUGAGGUACUGGAUUGAUCAUGAAGAAGGCCUAGACUUGCCCCCCAAAGGCAAACUGAUGGGAAGCUCGCCAACCCCCAAUGUGUCUAAGAAACUCAGCUCGAGUAAGUGCAAGCAAAUCAAGAUAGAUCGGAUUGGCGAACUACUUUCGUCAUGUAUUGGGAUAGACGUGGACUCCACAUCAUCAACAGGCACAGGCGACCACCUAGGCAUAAAUCUUGGUGAUGACGGUCAGAUUCAUGAGGUGGUCAAAGCAUAUUUGAAGAAAUGGAAGAAGUUAAAGGGAGGAAAGUUGUCAACAAAGCGGACCUCUGGUGCCACAACAGAUAAUUCACAGACUCUAGAAAUUGAGAAACUUGAUGACCUAGCCGAUUGCUUGCUACAAGGGAUUACAUGGCUGGAGUGGCAGAACACACUACAAAACGUCGCUCGUCACGGGUUUGAUGUUGUUUCAUCGAAAAUGGGUGAUUGA
Molecule: messenger RNA, 1203 nt
Organism: Paracoccidioides brasiliensis Pb18
Exons: 2
Coding region: 1-1203 (400 amino acids)
Cellular component (GO): mitochondrion
Molecular function (GO): Y-form DNA binding; crossed form four-way junction DNA binding; flap-structured DNA binding
Source: RefSeq, a predicted model, not a curated record